GUUGGACCGAAGUUUUGCCCCUGAUUUUGUGUUCACAUGAUGAGAACUUUGCGUAUUUGAAUAGAAAAGAUGAUAAUGCUACAGCAGUAAAAUUAUCCAAUCCCAAAACCUUGGAAUAUCAAGUUGUUCGUACUUCACUUUUGCCAGGAAUUUUAAAAACUGUGAGGGAAAAUAAAAAACAUGCAUUGCCUAUUAAAGUUUUUGAAGUGUCUGAUGUAGCCUUUAAGGAUGAUUCAUUGGAGAGAAAAGCAAGGAACGAAAGGCACGUUUGUGCUAUUUAUUGCGCAAAAGUUUCAGGGUUUGAGUUCAUUCAUGGACUUGUUAACCGUCUUAUGGACAUGCUUCAUGUUAAACUUGUUCCCGCUAGCGGGGAAGAUGUUGGAUAUUAUAUUAAAGAAUCAGAAGUAGAUCCAACAUAUUUUCCUAAUAGAUGUGCGGAUAUUUUCCUUCGUAAACCUUCCAAAUCAUCUAAUUCAUCAACAGUAACAAGUAAAAUUGGUAACUUUGGUAUACUUCAUCCUAAUGUAUUAGAGCAUUUUGAACUAGUUUAUCCUUGUUCAGCUGUGGAAUUUAAUUUAGAAUCAUUGCAAUAA
This is a messenger RNA of Funneliformis mosseae, 593 nucleotides long. The record is from the annotation of a GenBank genome assembly. NCBI's taxonomy places the organism in Eukaryota, Fungi, Glomeromycota, Glomeromycetes, Glomerales, Glomeraceae.